Messenger RNA from Pseudogymnoascus verrucosus, 1161 nucleotides. RefSeq lists its product as uncharacterized. The record is from RefSeq and is a predicted model, not a curated record. The transcript has a single exon. Gene Ontology annotation, biological process: fatty acid beta-oxidation. Bases 85 to 1080 code for a protein of 331 amino acids. Lineage: Eukaryota; Fungi; Ascomycota; Leotiomycetes; Thelebolales; Thelebolaceae. Gene Ontology annotation, cellular component: mitochondrion. Gene Ontology annotation, molecular function: enoyl-CoA hydratase activity.
UUGUGAUAUAGGGACUUCACAACAUCCUUCACUUUAACCCCCCCAACCCUUCAACCUCGAUCUCCCACCAUCAAUUCGCCCACAAUGGUCCAAAUCCUCCCUCUGCUUAACCGCAGCGCAACCCGCAGCCUCCGUUUCCUCGCACGCCCUUCAACCGCCCGCUUCUAUUCCGCGCCUGCAGGCCCUCAAAUCCUCGUCACCGACCUCCCAGCGCCCUCCACCGGCCGCAUCCGCGUUCUCUCCCUGAACCGCCCAUCUGCUCGAAAUGCCCUCUCUCGCUCUCUCCUCGCAGACCUGCGUGCUCAAAUCGACGAGAUCGCCGCGGAGUACGAUUCUGAGGGCAACGAGACUCCGAUACCGAAGACAUACGGCGGCGCGGCAGGCCCCAAUGAACGCGGACGCACACGUGCUCUUAUCCUCACUAGCGAGGUAGAGACAUGUUUCUGCGCUGGAGCGGAUCUUAAGGAGCGCGCGGGCAUGAGCCAGGAGGAAACCAAUGCGUUCCUCGCGAACCUACGAGGCACAUUCUCUGCCCUUGCAGCGCUGCCCAUUCCCACAAUUGCGGCUGUGUCGAGCAUGGCUUUGGGUGGAGGUUUGGAGCUGGCUCUGUGUGCGCAUCUGCGCGUGUUUGCGUCGACUGCUAUCGUGGGACUGCCGGAGACGAGGCUGGGCAUAAUUCCGGGAGCUGGUGGAACCUACCGUCUGCCUGCUGUUAUUGGACAGAACCGCGCGAGGGAUAUGAUUUUGACCGGCCGACGUGUGAGCGCCCCGGAGGCGUAUUUCUUGGGUCUGGCAGACCGCUUAGUUGAGGUCGUGGAGGCGGAGGGAACAAAAGAGGGAGAGGAGGAUAAGACUCUGCUAAAGAGGGCUGGAAAGGAGGCCCUCAGCGAGGCGGUUAGACUUGCACAGGAGAUCUGCUCGGGAGGCCCGGUGGCAACGAGGGCUGCGAUUCAGGCUACGGCGUGGUGCAGGGAGGAUAUGGAGAACAAGGCGUAUGAGACUGUUGUGGCAACGGAGGACAGGGAUGAGGCGCUCAAGGCAUUCAGGGAGAAGAGGGUACCGGUAUUCAAGGGGAGGUAAAGAAAGUUAAAGAAGUUGUAUGAUAUAGAUAUAUACCUACCGAUUAAAAUUGAAUAAAAUUGAAAGGAAUCUAGCUGCCCA